Messenger RNA from Dryobates pubescens (Downy woodpecker), 3022 nucleotides. RefSeq names its product alpha-1,6-mannosylglycoprotein 6-beta-N-acetylglucosaminyltransferase (gene MGAT5). NCBI's taxonomy places the organism in Eukaryota, Metazoa, Chordata, Aves, Piciformes, Picidae. Bases 408 to 2633 code for a protein of 741 amino acids. The record is from RefSeq and is a predicted model, not a curated record. Gene Ontology annotation, cellular component: Golgi apparatus. Gene Ontology annotation, biological process: protein N-linked glycosylation. The transcript has 19 exons. Gene Ontology annotation, molecular function: alpha-1,6-mannosylglycoprotein 6-beta-N-acetylglucosaminyltransferase activity.
GGCCGCCUCUCAGCCCGCGCCCGGCCUCCGCCGAGGACCAUGGGCGAUGCGCUACUCCCGGCGCGGGGGGCUGCGCACAGGCGGCGCCGGAGGAGGUUGAGUAUUUCUUACGCAUCAACAUUGUUCAGUGGUUUGAUCGUAGACAUUUCUCUUUGUGUGAAAAGCAGAGGUUUGACCUCAUGUGGUCUCAUAGAUUCUGGGUCCAAAUCUCUUGAUACAUGCAGUAGCACCAGCUCCAGUUGCCAUGGCCCUACAGGAUGGAAGUGAAAUGCGGAUAUACAUUGACUAAGGAGUUGGAAUAAGACUGAGUCCUGCUCUGUGAUAUUUAUAUACCUGAACCAUGGACUUGCUGUUUGACUUCAUGCUUUAGGAAUCUUUGUAGUGGCUGUGUGAAGCUGUUGGAAAUCAUGGCAUUCUCUCCAUGGAAGCUGUCCUCUCAGAAACUUGGCUUUUUUCUGGUGACUUUUGGUUUCAUUUGGGGAAUGAUGCUUCUGCAUUUUACUAUUCAGCAACAAACACAACAUGAAAGCAGUUCGGUUCUGCGUGAGCAAAUUUUGGAUCUCAGCAAAAGAUACAUCAAAGCAUUAGCUGAAGAAAAUAAAAAUGUGGUUGAUGGGCCUUAUGUUGGGACAGUGACAGCAUACGAUUUGAAGAAGACACUUGCAGUCUUGUUGGAUAAUAUCUUGCAACGUAUUGGGAAGCUAGAGUCCAAGGUGGAAAAUCUUGUACUUAAUGGAACAGGAGCAAACUCUACCAACAAUACUACCACUCCUGCUCCCAGUUUAGGAGCAGUUGAAAAGCUUAAUGUAGCAGAUCUCAUAAAUGGAGCCCAAGAACAGUGUGAAUUGCCUCCUAUGGAUGGUUUUCCUCACUGUGAAGGGAAAAUAAAGUGGAUGAAAGAUAUGUGGCGAUCGGAUCCCUGUUAUGCGAGUUACGGUGUGGAUGGGUCCACAUGCUCCUUUUUUAUUUACCUCAGUGAGGUUGAAAAUUGGUGUCCUCGUUUACCUUGGAGAGCAAAAAAUCCUAAUGAAGAAACUGAUCAGAAAACAGUGGCUGAGAUUCGUAUCAACUUUGAUAAUCUCUACAAAAUGAUGUCAAGACAUGAGGAGUUCAGGUGGAUGAUGUUACGCAUCAGACGAAUGGCUGAUACCUGGAUUGAAGCAAUUAAGUCACUUGCAGAAAAACAAAAUUUGGAGAAGAGAAAACGAAAAAAGAUUCUUGUUCAUCUGGGGCUUUUGACAAAAGAAUCUGGAUUCAAGAUUGCAGAAAAUGCGUUUAGUGGUGGCCCACUUGGUGAAUUAGUCCAGUGGAGUGAUUUAAUUACAUCUCUCUACUUACUGGGCCAUGACAUCCGGAUUUCAGCUUCAUUGGCAGAGCUCAAGGAGAUUAUGAAGAAGGUUGUAGGUAACAGAUCUGGCUGCCCUACCCAGGGGGAUAAAGUUGUAGAACUCAUUUACAUUGAUAUUGUGGGACUCACUCAGUUUAAGAAAACCCUUGGACCAUCAUGGGUACACUACCAGUGUAUGCUGAGAGUUUUGGACUCCUUUGGAACUGAGCCAGAGUUUAAUCAUGCCCAUUAUGCCCAAUCCAAAGGCCACAAGACACCAUGGGGAAAGUGGAACCUUAAUCCACAGCAGUUUUAUACAAUGUUCCCUCACACUCCAGAUAACAGCUUCCUUGGAUUUGUGGUAGAGCAACAUCUGAACUCCAGUGACAUUAAACACAUUAAUGACAUCAAAAGGCAGAAUCAAUCUCUUGUUUAUGGCAAAGUAGAUAAUUUCUGGAAGGAUAAGAAGGCUUAUCUGGACGUCAUCCACACCUACAUGGAAGUCCAUGGAACUGUUCAUGGAACGAGCACCAUCUAUAUUCCCGGCUAUGUAAAAAACCAUGGUAUACUCAGUGGGCGGGAUUUGCAGUUUCUGCUGAGAGAAACCAAACUGUUCGUUGGUCUCGGAUUUCCAUACGAAGGACCGGCUCCUUUAGAGGCUAUUGCUAACGGAUGUGCUUUUCUAAAUUUAAGAUUCAACCCACCAAAAAGUAGCAAAAACACAGAAUUUUUCAAAGGCAAGCCUACACUCCGAGAGUUGACAUCUCAACAUCCCUAUGCUGAGGUUUACAUUGGGAAGCCCCACGUCUGGACAGUAGACAUCAACAAUCUCUCUGAAGUUGAGAAGGCUGUGAAAUCAAUUUUGAAUCAAAAGAUUGACCCUUAUUUGCCCUACGAAUUUACCUGUGAGGGAAUGCUUCAGAGGAUGAAUGUGUUUAUUGAAAGACAGGAUUUCUGUCACGGGCAGGUGAUGUGGCCUCCAUUAAGUGCCCUUCAAGUAAAAAUUGCUGAACCUGGAAAAUCCUGUAAACAAGUUUGUCAGGAAAGCCAGCUCAUCUGUGAACCUUCCUUCUUCCAGCAUCUCAACAAGGACAAAGCUCUGCUUAGGCACAAUAUCGAAUGUCUCACCAUGGAGUCUGCAAAUGAUAUUCUGGUCCCUUCUUUUGAUGCAAGAAGGAAGCACUGUGUUUUCCAAGGUGACCUCUUACUGUUCAGCUGUGCCGGAUCCCACCCAACCCACAGAAGAAUCUGCCCCUGCAGAGACUAUAUUAAGGGGCAGGUUGCGCUUUGUAAAGACUGCCUAUAGCAGCAGCAGCAGAGCUUCUUUUGAGUUGAGGACAAAAUGUAAGUAGUUUUGAGAGGAGCUACUUAUACUUCCUGCACUUUUGUCCAGGUUUCGCGCUGCAGGCAAAGCUAUCAUUGCUGGGCAGAAUUACCUACUAAGAGAGGAGGGAUUCAUAACAAGCAGCUAACUGAUCUUUUUUUCCUAUAAGAACAUUUGCGGUGUAAGUCUUCAGAUUCCUUCAUCUGUUUGCGAAGAGAAAUAAAUUUCAUGUACUACAGUGAUUUGAAGAUGACUGCACAGAAUAGUUUGUAGAAAAUUCCCAGACCCAUCAAAGUCCUUUUUGUUUGUUUGUUUGUUUUGGGUUUUGUUAUUGUUGUCGUUUGGGUGAGGUGUUUUCUAUUUGUUUAACG